AUGGAGAAUUACGACAAAGUGCUCAUUCUUGGCAGAGGAGGAGCAGGUGUUGUGUUGUUGAUGAAACAUGUGGAUACAAAUAAAUUAUAUGCUGUCAAGAGAAUACACGUGGAUAGCUCUCGAAAAACAAAGAGCAAAGAUGUCGUGCUGCAGGAGGCGGAAAUUCUGAGGAGCUUGAAGCACCCUCAUAUUAUAUCAUGGAUUGACACUUUCUUUGACUCAACAAAUGACCAUAUUUACAUUGUCAUGGAUUACUGUGAUGGAGGAACACUUGAUGACCACAUCAAAGAGCAAAAGAAUGGGGGAUACUUUGCAGAAUGCAAGAUCAUGCGCUGGUUUGUGCAAGUCGUCAUGGCUGUUAGUUACAUGCACAAUGCAAAAAUCCUUCACAGAGAUCUCAAGCCAUCCAAUGUGCUGUUGACCAAGAGAGGUGUGAUUAAACUCGGAGAUUUUGGAAUAUCAAAGAUUAUGAACCACACGCUUGACAUGGCCUCUACCUGUGUGGGAACCCCCACUUAUCUGAGUCCUGAACUCUGUCAAGAUGUUCCAUACAGCAUCAAAUCUGACAUAUGGGCGCUUGGCUGUCUGCUGUAUGAACUCUGCGCCCUCAAACCCGCAUUUGAAGCUAAAAAUCUCCUCAGUCUGUUUUACAGGAUCAUAAAAGGGGAGUACACCAAGGUCCCAGAGAGGUAUUCAGAUGACAUGCAUGCGUUAAUUGAAAAAAUGCUGUCCUUGGUUCCAGAGAACAGACCAAGUGCAAGCAGCACUCUUAGCCUGGCUUAUGUGCAAGAACAUCUGGGAAACUUCAUCGCGCAUCAGAAGGAACUGACAAAGGUUAAUGCUGAAUCCAGACAUCAAACAAAAGAAGGCUGUAACAAUGAAAUGUCAUCCAUGGAAAGCGGAACAGACGGUUUCUUUGCUGUCUCUGACAUUACACAGGGAACAGAGACAGAAGAUAAAGCAUCACACAGUGCUGACGAGGAAGUGGUCCAUGAAGAAACAGAGUCUGAUUAUUCAGAGGACUUUGAUGAAGAUGAUAGCUUUUCAUCCUCUGAGAGUGUUUCGAGGGAUGGUGUGUCCAACCUAGCAAAUGUAGUUGAAGAGGCGUUUGAGGUAUCUAGUGUUGUGUCUCACGAUGAGGACAUCUCUGACUAUCCGGAUGACUUUGAAGAAGCUGAGGAUGAUGACGUGGCUGAAGUUGUCAGCUCUGCCAUUGAAAUCAUGAAUUAUGUCUCAGAAAACGACUGUUUUGAUGUGGAACUGCCGGAGCUCAAAGAGGCUGAUGGCUUCUCAGUCACAAUGAAAAUGUUGAGAGAGAAAUACAUGGAAGACGUUGGAGUCUCAGUUUAUGAGGAAAUGAGUGAGCACUUUCUGAAUGGCCUUACACCAGAGGAUCUACAGCCACAGUUUCAGCACAGGAUCGGGACAGACCAUCUAGAGACCUGCUAUCUUAUAUUCAAUCUUGACCAGGAAACUACAUGCUGAGUCACAUCUCAGAAAAUGCUGGAAUUGUAAUGUAUUGAUUAUUUAAAAAAAGCUACAAAUAGUAAUAUAUUUAAACACACAGAACAUACCUGGGAUUAUGAAACAAUAAAUUGCUGUUAUAGAUAUAUCCCAUCACUAUAAAAGAACUAAAGUAAGAAUUUUAAUGUAUGCGUAAGGUGUUUAUUUGGCACUUUGUCGAAAUGUUUUUUUGUAUUACCAGUAGGUGUCACUCUACAGUCAGAAAAUGAGACUGUUCAGAAAAUUACCCUAUUCCAGUUUUCCAUCAGCACCACAUCAUCAUGAGGACUGAUGUAAGAACUUCUGCUUCUUAAAAUCACAAAAUAUUAAAUACAGUUAUUAUAUCAACUCUACCCAUUCAGCUGCCUUUGAAAAGAAACUAACCCGGUCUGUUUCAUUAUUUUCCAUUCAUUCUCUCAACAUAUCCAUUAACAAUGCUUGUAAGUGUGGGAGCAGUUGAAAAUAUAAUGUGAACAUGCGGGCUGAAUUUCCUGCUAUGCUGUUAGUCUUGCAUUCAAAUGUAAAACAGAAACCUGAAGACAUUUACUGAAUUCGUAAGUGUAUGGGACACAGCUGCAGUUCUAUUCCACAGGUUUUGCCGCUGUCCAGAUUAUUCCAAAAGGAAAUUGGUCAUCUUGAUAGAGAAACCGCCAUGCAUAUCUGCAAACAUGGUCCUUAUUUUAUAUUUUAUUUCCAUUAUGAAUGUUCAUAGUCUGCCACCAGACAAAAGUGUUUAGUAUUCAUCAUGCAUCAUUUGUACUGAAGCAUCACUUAUCCAGUAAAUUGUCAAUGGAAACAAAGGAAACUGUAGCUAGUGGCAACAGCUCUGCCCCAUUACAGACAAUAGUUCUCACGACUCACGGGGCAGAUCUUUCCACAGAAAACAGUUGGCUAUAGAUCAAUCUGGUUAUAGUAUCCACGUUCUGUUGGAUAUCUCUGUAAACUUGAAAAGAAAGACUCACAGAAAAUUGUGUCAGUCUUAAAUGUGCAACAUUUUGCAUUUUUAUCAAGCUUCUAUAGUGUAAUUAUGGAAAAUAAAUAAAUCCAACUCCAGAAACCCAACUGGCCUUGGGUAUAAAAUUUGAUGUUUUUAUACUGUAGAUG
This is a messenger RNA of Triplophysa rosa, 2607 nucleotides long. RefSeq names its product NIMA-related kinase 12 (gene nek12). Gene Ontology annotation, biological process: protein phosphorylation. NCBI's taxonomy places the organism in Eukaryota, Metazoa, Chordata, Actinopteri, Cypriniformes, Nemacheilidae. The coding region runs from base 1 to 1485 and encodes 494 amino acids. Gene Ontology annotation, molecular function: ATP binding; protein kinase activity. The transcript is spliced from 3 exons. The record is from RefSeq and is a predicted model, not a curated record.